CUCCAUCGGUACAUUCUGCAUGAACAUAAUGCAUGCUCCCCCACCCUCUCCACCGAUCUCCCCGUUAUAUACUCCCACCACCCCCUUCCCAGGAGCUCGACAUCGCGACGUCGACGUACGGGCGCUCUCCUUCGUCGUCUCGAUCAGGCCGACCUCUCGUCUCAGGUACGUGCAUGCCGUCGCCGCCAUGCAUGCGUACGAUAUGAUUUGAAGGUCAGGUCGAGGGGCUGGAAUGGAUUGAUCAAUGUCGAUAUGCAUGUUCCAUCUCCCGAUGCAGCGCCCUCAGCCUGCAUGGAUCGGCGGCCGGAGGGCGGCAGGGCGAGGAAGCGCGCGCGGGAGGAGCCGGACCAGGCGGCGGACUUCCCCUUCGACGAGGCGGCGGCGGCCGCCGACGCCGGGGAGGCGUGGCGGAGGCCGCCGGGCGUGUUCCAGUUCCCCUGGCAGAAGUGCCGCGGCGGGCUCGGCGUGGCCGGCGGCGGCGGCUGGGAGCUGCGGGACGUCUUCUUCCACUCCCUCGUCGACGGCGGCGCCGCGGCCAUCGGCGUGCCGGGCGACCGCCUCGUCUCGCCGCCGCCGCCCAGCAAGCAGCGCGCGCUCUUCGACGACGUCGACGCCUGGCUCGCCGCCGCCGCCGACGGCGAGGUCGACCCCGUCUGGCGGUCGGCGAUCAGGGGCGCCGGGCCCUCCGCGUCGGCGGUGUGACGAGACAGACGAUGCAUGGCGUGGGCCGUGGAGGGCCCCCGUCGCCGGUGGCCCCGCCUGACAUUCAGUGCGCGGCGCCGCCUGGCCCAUCGGCCUCGUGAAGCUGGCCUGGCCGCCUGGGUUGGCACGGGCCUGUUGAUGAUCACGAUCAAUUUGCUCCUGUAUAUAUGAUGAUUGCUGCCAAUAAUUAUUUACUCUCUCUUCAUUUUUAAGCAUCACUUUAAUAAUCACAAGUGUUGUUUCCAAAUAGUUACACAUCCUCUCUCAAGCCUCUAGGUAAAAAUUUCGAAACCACAUACAUAUCCAUCUGAAACCUACUCAUUUCCCGUAUUUAAAUAUCAUGUUUUAGAUGACAGUCUUAUUCUCUUUUUUUGGCAAAUAAAUUCUUGCAUUACUCGAGGUUUAAAGAUGUCAGUCUUAUCAUAUGGUUACAUUAGGAAAAAGUUGAAUACAUCACACAUGUUGAUAGGUUAUUGAAGUGUUUUUUUCGUUGAUAUAUCUCUUGACACUCUGUGGAUUUUUUAUUAUUUGUGUCUAACACAAAAGGCAAAACAAAACAAUAGACAAGUAAGCAAUACCACAAUAGUACUCAU
This is a messenger RNA of Triticum dicoccoides, 1295 nucleotides long. RefSeq lists its product as uncharacterized. The transcript has a single exon. The record is from RefSeq and is a predicted model, not a curated record. The coding region runs from base 253 to 702 and encodes 149 amino acids. Lineage: Eukaryota; Viridiplantae; Streptophyta; Magnoliopsida; Poales; Poaceae.